This is a messenger RNA of Leucoraja erinaceus (little skate), 3948 nucleotides long. RefSeq lists its product as uncharacterized. Bases 110 to 2593 code for a protein of 827 amino acids. NCBI's taxonomy places the organism in Eukaryota, Metazoa, Chordata, Chondrichthyes, Rajiformes, Rajidae. Gene Ontology annotation, cellular component: precatalytic spliceosome. Gene Ontology annotation, molecular function: double-stranded RNA binding; single-stranded RNA binding. The transcript has 26 exons. The record is from RefSeq and is a predicted model, not a curated record.
AAUUGAAUAUCGUUAUGACCAAAAGAGAAAUUCACACUUUAUUUGUAAACUGUGCCAGUCUAAAUCGGACCUCAACUGGUUUUUCUCCCACCUCCUGGGAACAAAACACAUGACAAGUUAUCUGGAAAAGCAUUAUCCAGGUAUUCUCAGUAAUGAUAGAGGAAAACUAAAGCCUUCUGAAUGGAAAGAAUUUGUCAACAAGAAAGCACUAGAAAUUGAAAAAAAAGAUGGAAGAGGAAAAGUAACUGUUGUCUUCAAGAAAAUAGGUCCAAAGGCCAAUGAAAAAUCAUCUGGUGUAAAAAUAGUUGGUGAUCAACCUGUUGUGGAACUCGAGUGUAAACGGCAAGAAACCAAAGCUACUUCAGAAACAAUUAAACCGCCCACGCCUGCUUCCAAUGAAGAUACCAAGCCAAAGUCUGAAGUAGAACCCAUCUCCGCUUCAGUCUGUAAGAUCACUGGAGAUGAGGCUUCGACUGAGAUGUAUCUCUACCCAGAUGGUCUUCCCAUCACUCGCCAGUUGCAUAAAAAAAUGGUGUCCAAAUCAGUGCGUGCACCUGAGGGAACCUCUGCAAAGCAUGACGCUGGGACAGCAAAUAACUUGCAUGGUUCAUUAGGAUCUAAAGUUCUAGAAGAUCACAUCAAACAAUUGGAUUUUGACGAGACAAUAAUAGGGCUAGAUUUUUUGACUGAAUAUAAUUAUAAAGGAAAAACCGAACCAUUGUAUUAUUGUGAGCUGUGCAAUUGUGAAUCGCCCCUUCGGUGUAUUUUGGCACAUAUGUUUGGACUUAAACACAAGACGAAUUAUGUAAAAUGGAAACAUCCAUAUUUAUUGGAAGCAACUGUUGGAAAAUACAAACAAAUUGUCGAGGAAAAAGCAGCAGAAAUUGAAAAGAUUGAUGGAAGAGGAACAGUGAAGGUUGUUUUUGACAAAAUAAGCCCAAUGGCCAUUGAAAAAUCAUCUGGUGUAAAAAGAGUUGGUGAUCAACCUGUUGUGGAACUCGAGUGUAAACGGCAGAAAACCAAAGCUACUUCAGAAAAAACUAAACAGCCCAUGCCUGCUUCCAAUGAAGAUACCAAGCCAAAGUCUGAAGUAGAACCCAUCUCCUCUUCAGUCCGUAAGACAACUGGAGAUGAGAUGUAUCUCUACCCAGAUGGUCUUCCCAUCACUCGCCAGCUGCAUAAAAAACUGGUGUCCAAAUCAGUGCAUGCACCUGAGGGAACCUCUGCAAAGCACGACGCUGGAAUAGCGAAUAACUUGCAAGGUUCAUUAGGAUCUAAAGUUCUUGACGAUCACAUCAAACAAUCAGAUUUUGACAAGACAAUAAUAGGGCUAGAUUUUUUGACUGAAUAUCAUUAUAAAGGAAAAACGGAACCAUUGUAUUAUUGUGAGCUGUGCAAUUGUGAAUUGCCUCUUCGGUGUAUUUUGGCACAUAUCUUUGGACUUAAACACAAGUCGAAUUAUGUAAAAAGGAAACACCCAGAUUUAUUGAAAGCAACAGGAGGAAAAUACAAACAACUUGUCAAGGAAAAAACAGCAGAAAUGGAAAAGAUUGAUGGAAGAGGAACAGUGAAGGUGGUCCGAGAUCAUUAUGGAAUUCCACUUAGUGAAAGGCGAGCUGGAACAAAAUAUGUUUUAGGAAAUCAGCUGCCUGACACAGAAUACAGUAGCUUUGACCAAGAUCAGUGCACGAACAUGGAAACCUCUCAGUCUUCAGAUCCGAGAAAUAGAAAGCCAUAUGCCAGCAUAAGUUCCAAACCUUCUGGCAGUGUAACUUCCUCAAGAGCUGUACCUUGGUCAGAUCCCAAAUAUUCUCAACAUGAAUCCUCAACAACUAAAUGUGACUUGACUGGGAAAAGAGACUUUAAAGACAUCAGACAUUCUGGAGAAGAUUGGCGAGAUGAAUUGGAACAAACUAUUAAACGGUCAAAAUUACAUGGGGAUGAUGAAAGAGAAAGAGAAAAAUCUAAAUAUUCUGCUAUAGAGAGAGACAAGUGGCAAGAAAGCAAAUGUGGUUCGAGAUAUGACUACAUAAAAAGUGACAAAUCCAGGAGCUAUCGAGACAAUGAUCACCAAGAACAUGAUGCUCGUUAUUGGGCUCCAGAAAAGUAUGUUCCAUUGAGACCUGAAGAUAUAGCAAAGAAGGACAUUUUGGGAUUUUUGGCCAAUCUUGAGGUUCUUAAUGAUACAGAUGCCAGAUACGUCAAAGGGAUCAUGUACAAGCUCAGCAACCGACUCCUGCAAUUUGGUCAAAGAGCUAUGCAGUUGAGGGGUUCUGCUGACAAAUUAAGUGAACAAAUGAAAAAGCCCAGUUUGGCAGAUCAACAUUCCAGAUAUGAAUGUCGAGGGGCAAGAACUUUGGUGAAUUACUCAGAUCAACCUGCAAGACAAAAUUCUGCUGCAUCAAUGUCAUUGAUACGAAACAAUCUUUUGACUCCAUCAUUACUGAAUUCCAUCCGUGGAAUGGAUGUGAACACAGUUACCAGUACUCUCACACGGCUGGCUGCCAACAACCCUGAAUUUGAAGGCAUCAGGAUUUCAACCUUGGUUACAGUAUUGAUGGAGACCGGUGUUCUCGGCCAAAGGCCAAAUUAAGAUAUUCUACAACAGUGUCAUUUUACCUGGUGAUCCACAAGAAAAUAUGGAAAUGUUGGGAAAUAUCGAUGAUUUAAUUUAAUAAAAAUUUAAAACUUUGUUCAUAAGCCUAGAUUAAAGAAAAAAAUUGUUAGCUGCAUUCCAAGAUGUUGAAAUGGCAGUUAAAAAGAUGUAGAGCAAAAUUACCUUAAAUAUUGUUGGUUUACAACUUUGAUGCAAGUCUUUCAAUUCUAACUGCAACAAAAUUCUUAUCACUUUCAGAAUUAGCUGAAAUCAUUAUGAUUCCAAGGAUAGGAUAGGAUUCAACAACAUUUUUUUAAUAGAACUGAAUAAUCCCAUGGUUGCUUAUAUAUUUUUUUAAAUCCCAUUCGCUUGAUUCGAAUGAGGUAAAAUGAACAAUCUUUGUUGCUACUGUUUUAAGUAAAAUUGGGAAAAGUGGCUGGAAAUAUUGUUACCAGUUUUCAGAGAGAUUUGAGGAGGACUAGACCAGAUUGGGCCAGUGUUGUUUGUGCUGAAGCAUUUUCUCAAGAGCUUUUCCACUUACAUUAAUUACCCUUAAGGCAUUACUGAGCCAGUGACAAGUGCAGCCACUAAGUCUGAAAGUAAAGCUAAAUUACCUUUUUGUGUCUGAAAACAGUUUUCAAAGCUCACUUUAAUUUUUGACAGCAUUUACCUUUAAUAAAUAAUGCCCUUGUUUUUCAAAUGCCACAAAAAAUGACUUUCAAAACGUGGUUUAUUUGUUCUGAUGGUGUAUUUUUGCUUUGCUAAUGAGUAUAAUAAAUGACAUGACUAUUUCCUGUAAAGUCUAUUUUCCUUUUUCUUAUUGUUGAGGGUGGGAAGAGUAAGGAAUGGAAUAUAGAAAUAUUUGUAGAAUGAACACAAAAUACAUUAUUGCAGGGAUGCAAGAGAGCCAAGCCGGGGUGGAAGAUUGCAACCUUCACAUGGACCACCCUAAUGCAAUCAACCCAACAUGCACAAACAAAUAGAUGUAGUGGUAUGGUGUCUACAACUUUAGGCUGUGCACGCCAUACACAAGAAGAAGAGAGCCAAGCCAUGCAAUAACAAAAUGCAGAGGCAGAGAAUCUCAACUUGUUUUUUUUUCAGUCAGUGUCUGAGAUGAAUAAAGAGCAAUGACAAGAGUAGUUUGAAGAAAAAGUUCAUGACAGAAAGAGUGAAUUUUAUUCCUUGAUUAUGUCAGAAUGCAAUGUCAAAUCAGAAGAUAAAGCACGGCAUGGUUAAAACAGAAAUAGUAAAUGUAAAUAAACUGAGACCAAUUGAAUAGUGAAGGCGGCUCACUGCAAAGGGGUGUUUGGUCAGAGGAUCAAUAGGAUGAAUGAGUAACAAUUUAUAAACAA